This is a messenger RNA of Trachemys scripta elegans, 4347 nucleotides long. RefSeq names its product complement C6 (gene C6). The record is from RefSeq and is a predicted model, not a curated record. Gene Ontology annotation, molecular function: protein binding. The transcript has 18 exons. Bases 177 to 2984 code for a protein of 935 amino acids. Gene Ontology annotation, biological process: immune response. NCBI's taxonomy places the organism in Eukaryota, Metazoa, Chordata, Testudines, Emydidae. Gene Ontology annotation, cellular component: membrane attack complex.
CAGAACCUCUGCACCUCUUGAAAAGGCUUUGAAAAACCUUUCAAACCUGGCUGAGGUUACAUAAAACUGAAACUGUCUGACUUUGCAGCCAACCAUCCUGUGGUAAAUUAGCCAAGUGGGCUUUUUUGCUUUUGAUUUCAGUGUAUUUGAAGCACCAGGCUGGACACCUUCAAACUAUGGACAAGAGUAUAUUCGUGUGCUUUAUCCUCCUGGGCACGGCAAUUCAGAGCAGCCAGGGAUGCUACUGUGAACAUUACCCCUGGGGUUCAUGGUCAAGCUGUUCAAAAACUUGCAAUUAUGGAACCCAGACCAGGCAAAGGCAAAUAAAAGUGGAUGAUUAUUAUAGAAAAAACUUCUGUGACCAAGUGUGCACAAAGCAGGAAUCCCGGGCAUGUAACGAGCAGGCAUGUCCUAUCAACUGUCAGCUUGGAGACUUUGGUCCUUGGUCGGAAUGUGACCCGUGUGUUAAAAAACAAUUUCGUGUGAGGUCCUUGCGGCGCCCAUCUCAGUUCAGGGGACAGGCCUGUACUGAACAAUUGGUGGAUUCCCGGAGAUGCUUCCCAACUAAACUUUGCAACAUAGAGGAAGUUGACUGCAGGACUAAGUUCCAGUGUGAAAAUGGUCGCUGCAUUGCCAAAAGUUUGGAGUGCAAUGGAGAGAACGACUGCGGGGACAACUCAGAUGAAAGGGACUGUCGGCGGAUAAAGACCGUGUGCAACAGGAGAUAUGAGAGCAUCCCCAGUGUACAGUUAAUGGGCAAUGGUUUUCAUCUUCUGGCUGGAGAGAGCCGAGGAGAAAUCCUUGAUAACUCAUUCAAUGGAGGAAAAUGCACAACUGUAAAAGGCAAUGACACAAGGAAAUCAUUUCGUGUUCCUGCAAAUCUUGAGACUAUCCGCUUUCAGGUGGAAAAUGAAGAGGAUGAUGUGGCAUCGGAUUUCUAUAAGGAUAUAAUUCCUCUACACACUGAAUUUGCUAGUGAUAGUUCAUCCACUGGCUCUGGAAGAAGCUUUUCUGGGAUCCCAGGUCUCUUCUCAAGAAAGAGACGUGUAAAAAUCACAUCAUCUUCCUCCUUCAGGGAAGCCAUUGAAGCCUCAUAUAAAAAGAAUUCCAACUUUAUUAGGGUCCAUAAAGUGAUUGCAGUUUCAAACUUCACAAUGAAACAGUCAGAUCUGCAGCUUUCAACUAUCUUUCUAAAGGCACUUAACCACCUGCCUUUGGAGUACAACUAUGCUUUAUAUAGCAGAAUUUUUGAUGACUUUGGGACUCAUUACUACGCUUCUGGAUCAAUGGGUGGCACAUAUGACCUUCUUUAUCAAUACAGUGCUGAAGAACUGAAAAAUUCAGGCUUGACACAGCAAGAAUCGACGGAAUGUGUCCGGGUAGAAACAACUAGGCGUGUGUUUUUCAGAAAGAAAAAGAAAGUACAUACGACGUGCACCACAAAUAAACUGACUGAACGCCAUGAAGGAUCAUUUUUGCAGUCAUCUGAACGGUCUAUUUCACUGGUAAAAGGUGGAAGGGCAGAAUACGCUGCAGCUUUGGCCUGGGAGAAAAAGGGGUCUUUCCCAGAGCAUACAGAAUUCACAGACUGGGUGGAAUCAACAAAGGACAAUCCUAUUGUGAUUGAUUUUGAGCUGGCCCCCAUCCUGGAUUUGGUGAAGAACUUCCCCUGUGCAGUGACUAAACGGCGCAACCUCAGAAGAGCGCUUAUUGAAUACAUGGACAUAUUUGACCCUUGUAAAUGUGCCCCCUGUCCCAAUAAUGGCAGACCUGUGUUGUCUGGAACAGAGUGUCUGUGUGUGUGUCAGGCUGGAACCUAUGGGGAUAACUGUGAGAAACGCGCACCAGAUUACAAAUCAGUUGCAGUAGAUGGUUACUGGAGUUGCUGGUCUGUCUGGAGCUCCUGCGAUGCUGCUUUCAAGAGAAGAAGGACCCGGGAGUGUAAUAACCCCGCACCACUGAAUGGAGGAAAGCCGUGCCAGGGUGAACGUGAGCAGGAGGAGGACUGUUACAUCUCAAUGUUUGUGGACAAAGGGGCUCCAUGUAUAAAUGACAAUGAAGCAAGAAAGGAAGUGGACGUUUUCAUUGGUGAACCAGAGUCUGGAUGUCUUAAGCCAUCCCCACCAGAAAAUGGAUUUCUCAGGAAUGAAAAGAAUCAUUAUGCAUUUGGGGAAGAAGCUGAAAUCGCCUGCAUGACUGGAUAUGAUCUCAUUGGCUAUCAGUUCCUCAGGUGUCUACCAGAUCAUACCUGGGCACAGCAGCCUGUUGAGUGCCAAUCAUCAAUGUGCCCUAAACCAUCAGUAUCUGAGGGCGUCACAAUCUCCCCAUUUAAAAAUGAAUACAAGGUUGGGGAAACCAUCCAGCUACGCUGUCCAGCUGGCUUCAUUGUCACUGGUGAAAAGCAGUACACUUGUAGGAAAGAGGUAUCAUGGACACCACCUAUACUGAGAUCACUUACCUGUGAAAAAGAUGAGCAAACUAAAGCUAGAGGUAACUGCAGCCCAGGACAAAAACAGGUUGGAUCUCAAUGCGUUUGCAUGUCUCCAGCACAGGAUUGUAGCCACUACUCUGAAGAUGUCUGCGUACUACAUGCAGUUUCUGAAAGGCCCUCUACAAAGCCCAGCUGUCAGUAUUUAGCUGAAAAAUGCCUUAACGAGCAGCCACUCCAUUUCUUGCAUUCUGGCCCCUGUCAUGGUGACACCAACCUGAACUGGGCCAUUGAAAGGGCAAAGCUUUCGACAAGUAGCUCAAAGAAAGAGCUCUGUGGAUAUGACACAUGCUACGACUGGGAAAUGUGUUCAGAUUCGCAGUCACAAUGUUUCUGCCUGGUACCCUACCAAUGUCCAAAGGUUGAGAGCCAGCUUUAUUGCAUCCAAAUGGAAUCUACAAGUAGAAAAAGGACAGCCAGUCUCUGUGCACUGGGAGCAAUGAAAUGUGCCGGCAUGAAAAUAGCAGUACUGCAUCAGGGGAACUGUUUGAAUUAACAUAUUCGGGCCUUAUGCAGCCAAAAAUAUACUUGGCCUUAUGCUUCAGGCCAUGCAACAUAGGACAGCCUCUCCUGAGGAAAGAUUGGCUGACUACCCAAAUAAAUCAAAACAGCAAAAAGCCCCAGAGCAUUGUGGCUGGGAUUUACAGACUUGCUCAUCGGUUGAUGAGGAUCUCAUGUAAAUGAGCCCUCUACCUCCUACACCCUACUACGCCCAAUUUUACCUUUGUCUCUCUCUCCACCUUGCAUGCAAUGCAUGCACCCCUGUUGGGCUGCAAGAAUUACUCCCAUAGGCUGCAGUAAGAUUCUUGUGUGGCUCCUGGAGAGAGGGAUGGCAAUUGUCGUAUUAUCUGUUCAAAAUUACCUUGUGCUUUGGGACUGAGGGUCUUUCCUACUAUCAACAGCUUUAGAUAAGUGGUGGGGACAGAGAUUCUGCCUCUUAACUCCUGUGAUGCUGUUUGGGUUCUCUGCCCUAGUUUUUGGGACUCUCCCCUCCCCAAUCCUGAGGGGAUUUGUUGAUGGUAGAGGGCUGUCUCCUCUGUCCCUGCCCGCCCAGUGCCCCUGUCUUCUCACUGGCUGAGCUCUAUACUGGAGUUCUCAGACAGGAAGGGGACUCUGGGUGGCCCAGCACCUUUACUUUUCCUUUAACGAUGGUCAGUCAAACAGAAAGACACUGCCCCCAGUGUUGAAGACUUUAAACAAUGAAAUGAGCAGUAUACAGCACUUCCAGUUGCAGUCAUUCCAAAAUCCUGAAUCAGGCCUCCCCAAAAUCAUGAGAUUGGCUGAACAGUCAGGUAUUUUUUUUAAAUAAAUGUGCAGUUCUCUUUAUUUGCCUUCUAGGGUUUUUGUUUGUUCAUUUGUAGUUUUAUGUUUAGCCUCUAAGGUUCACAGCCGCAAGCUUUCCUUUCCACCCAAGAGAGCUAGAAACUUACUUUCAAAACAGAAAGAGCUGAGUUUCUAACAUAAUCACCCGACUCCGUGCGCUGAAGCUUUGAGAAAACCAACUAACAUCAUGAGACUUGCCAGUUCUCACCAUUUUAUGCCACUCUGAUGCAUCAUGCAGUAUGGCUCCUAUAUCUGGCCAUUCGGCUGGGCUGAGUUCCAGACUUCAUCCAGGAACAGAGGCAUGUUUUAGUGGGCACUGAGGCUAAACGUGGCAUGGCAGUUUUGCAUCUAAGGAGGCACUGGCUCCUAAGAGCAGGGGAGCUGUGGAACCUCAGCAGCCACUAACCCAGUAGUGGCUGCGUAGAACCCCAGGGGAAGGAAGGGAGGAAUCCUAUGCCAAAAUAGACCAAACUAUUUUGUUGUGGUGUUAAAAUUUAUAAUAAAGACAAUUAAAAAUAAAUACUUACAUAUCUUGA